AUGAAGCAAAUCAAUUAUAAUUAUGAUGAAUCAAUGAUGUCAAUGAAAAAUGAUUCAAUAGAAAGUUUUAUAAAAAUGUAAAUUAUUAUUUAAUUGAUUUAUGUAUGCAAUCAAUAUAAAAAAACAAACAAAUUAAUUAAUAUUUCUUUUGUUAUUUAUUUGUUUGUUUGUAUGUUUCUUUUUUUGGUUGAUGAAAAUGAUAAUUUGCUUGGGUUAUGGGAAAUCGGAGUAAAAAAAAAGUUUUUAUGCGAAAAAAAAAAAAAAACAAACAAAAACUAUGAAAAUAAAUAAUUUUUGAUGCAAGUAAACUAAUAAGGAAAGAAAGAAUGA
This is a messenger RNA of Tetrahymena thermophila SB210, 330 nucleotides long. RefSeq names its product transmembrane protein, putative. The transcript has a single exon. Lineage: Eukaryota; Ciliophora; Oligohymenophorea; Hymenostomatida; Tetrahymenidae. The record is from RefSeq and is a predicted model, not a curated record.